AUGCACUUUAUCAAAUCCCUCCUUUCCCUCGGUCUCCUUUCUCUUCUCCGGUACCAUGCUGCCCUCGCUCUGCCCACCAUCAGCGACGACACCAUCAAUGACGACACCACCAUCAACGACGACACCCUUAUCCCCAGAGUAAUGAUUCCCAAGGACCCAAACAUGAACUUCGACCCUAACAACAAACCCAACGUCACCAAAUACAGCAUCACCGACAACCCCGAUCACGACGUGACCCUCAUCUGCCCUUCCCCCCGCGCGCUCCUCAGUUCGGGUCCACCUCCGGAGCCUGGAAGGUUCUCAACCACCUUAGGUCGCUGGACAACGGUCCGCCUCUCCCCGACGACAUUAAGCACGCGGACGGGUGUGAACGGAUAG
Molecule: messenger RNA, 378 nt
Organism: Neurospora crassa OR74A
Lineage: Eukaryota; Fungi; Ascomycota; Sordariomycetes; Sordariales; Sordariaceae
Exons: 1
Coding region: 1-378 (125 amino acids)
Source: RefSeq, a predicted model, not a curated record